Aspergillus tanneri is the source of this 723-nucleotide messenger RNA. RefSeq lists its product as uncharacterized. The transcript is spliced from 2 exons. The coding region runs from base 1 to 723 and encodes 240 amino acids. Gene Ontology annotation, cellular component: endoplasmic reticulum membrane; mannosyltransferase complex. Lineage: Eukaryota; Fungi; Ascomycota; Eurotiomycetes; Eurotiales; Aspergillaceae. The record is from RefSeq and is a predicted model, not a curated record. Gene Ontology annotation, biological process: GPI anchor biosynthetic process. Gene Ontology annotation, molecular function: mannosyltransferase activity.
AUGCAAUUCCUCCAAUCCCUCCUGCUUCUGCUACCUGUCGUCCUCAAUGUCAGCGCCAAUGUCGAGAAAACUAUCUUCAUCGCCCCCUCCCUCACGACCAUUCCCACGGUUGACCCUUCCCUCGAUGACCUUGGUCUGCAACGACUGUCGCCCCUGAACCCCAUUCUCCGCACUCAAUUGAACGCCUCCUUCCCCACUGAUGAUUCCCUCGGCACUGACUCGUGGUACUUCCUGGAGAACCUCACUCCUGGACGGCGAUAUGAGGCGCGAAUCUGCUGGCUAGCGACGCAACCAACGGACUUCACUUUGACCACAUAUACCCUCCUCGAUGCGAUCGAGGAUCCGGCCCUCUUCUCUUCCAUUAGUGUCUACUCGGCCGCCCGUCUCGCCGAUUACCCCCCGCAAGAUAUUCCGCCGGACUCAGCGUCGACCGAUCCAUCACCCACCACGGAGUCGGUGCUCUUCCUGCGCGUCCGAGCUGCGGCGGACUAUUACUCGCUUGACCGGUCGCUGAUGGAGAGCGUCCCUCCUGUCCGAGCGGAUAUCAUUCUGGAUCCGUUCCUAGGGAAUGUGUUCCCGCUGUCGCUGGUGCCGACGGCAUGCUACAUGUGUGUCAUUGGGUGUGUGGCAGCGUUGCUGGGAUCGUGGGUUUGGGGACAGUUUGGCAAGGUCGCAGAACCAUUGUCUGCUCGACAGGCGCUAGAAAAACGGAAGACGAAAUGA